AUGUCUCCUAAGACUUUAUUCUGGUUGUUCCUCGUUGCCCUUCUUAUCAAUGUUUCUCGGAGUGCAAACAUUCUCGCAGUAUUCAGCUGUGCAGCUCCCUCGCAUUUAAUUGUGGAAAUGUCAAUGGCCAAGGUACUGGCCGAGAAUGGACACAAUGUCACGGUGAUCACAACUCUAAGGCCGCAUGUUACUCACAAAAACAUAAACCUCAUAUACAUACCACUCAGCAAGGAGGAGCAGCAAGCACGGGACUCUCUCCUGGCCGGCAUGAUUGAGAGAGACAAUUCCAACAUGCUUGUAACUGCGUUUCGCAUGCGAAAAGAAGCGUCGUUUUUAUUUAACAAAAACCGUAAUGUGAUGAAAGAUCCCCGUGUGCAGGAUCUCUACAAGAACAAGGAUAACAAGUUUGAUCUGGUUAUGCUCGGUUACUACCUUAACAGCUUCCAGUUAGGCAUAGCUCAGAAACUCAAAGUGCCUGUUGUGAUAGCGACCUCGUUAUUCCAAUCAAGAAUAUUCGAUGUUUUCUUAGGUGAUAUCGGCGAACAAGCCUAUGUUCCAACAAUGUUUAUUUCCGUCGAAAAGGGUCGAAUAAUGACUUUUGCACAAAGAUUAAUCAAUUACCUGUCACUCAGUGCCUUUAAGAUGAAUAUGUACCUUACGGAAAAAGAUAAUGCAGAAGCUUACAACGAGCUCUAUGGUAGCGAUCCGACCAUGCCAAAAUAUGAGGAUCUGAACAAAAAUGUAUCGCUUAUAUUCUUCAAUUCUCAUGCCCUUAGUGAGGGUCCCAUUAGGCCCAGUUUUCCGGGAGCCAUAGAUGUAGGGGGAAUACAAAUCAAGGAAAAGCCCGAGCCUUUGCCCAGAGAAAUUGGAGAUUUUAUAGAGAAUGCUACACAUGGUGUUAUCCUUCUAAGCCUGGGCUCACAUGUAAAGGGAACCUUUUUGCAGACCGAUACAGUCACCAGGAUGUUCAAUGUGCUGUCCAAACUAAAACAGAGAGUCAUUUGGAAAUGGGAAAAUCUGGAUAAGACUCCUGGCAAAUCAGAUAAUAUACUAUACUCAAAAUGGUUACCACAGGAUGAUAUUCUAGCGCACCCCAAAAUCAGGCUCUUUAUAAAUCACGCAGGAAGAGGCGGCAUUACCGAGUCUCAGUUUCAUGGAAAGCCCAUGCUCUCGCUUCCUGUGUUUGGCGAUCAGCCUGCCAAUGCUGAAAAAAUGGUGAAGGAUGGGUUUGGCCAAAGCAUGAGCUUGUUAACCCUGGAGGAGCAACCUUUUCAUGACAAAAUUAUAGAAGUUCUCGAGAAUCCCGAAUAUACGCAAAAAGUAAAAGCUUUUUCGAAGCUAUUCCGCGAUCGCCCAUUGACUGCGCGUCAGAGCGUGCUCUAUUGGACCGAGUAUGUUCUGAGACAUCAUGGAGCACCUCAUCUGCAAAGUCCCCUGGUUCACAUGGGCUUCAUAGCAGCCAAUAACUUGGAUGUUUAUGCAUUGCUAUUAAGUUUAUUAAUUGUUUUUCUUAUUAUUAGUAAAGUAGUAUUAAAGAGUGUAUACAGAAAACUUAACGCAUUGGCCACCAGAAAAGAAAUUGUUGGAAAGGCCAUGAAACUAAAGACUAAAUAA
This is a messenger RNA of Drosophila montana, 1614 nucleotides long. Its product is annotated as UDP-glycosyltransferase UGT5-like. Gene Ontology annotation, molecular function: UDP-glycosyltransferase activity. The record is from RefSeq and is a predicted model, not a curated record. The transcript is spliced from 2 exons. Bases 1 to 1614 code for a protein of 537 amino acids. Lineage: Eukaryota; Metazoa; Arthropoda; Insecta; Diptera; Drosophilidae.